This is a messenger RNA of Vicugna pacos (alpaca), 12190 nucleotides long. NCBI's taxonomy places the organism in Eukaryota, Metazoa, Chordata, Mammalia, Artiodactyla, Camelidae. The record is from RefSeq and is a predicted model, not a curated record.
AGUGGAAAAGGCAGGCGAGGCAGGGUUGUCUCUGGCUUCAGAAAACAGCUGCUGAUUAGAUUCCAUGUCUGCGGGCUGAAUUUAUUCCGUGUUUUUCAGCAGCAGGAAUUCAAGAGGGAUGCUACUGUUUGGGUUUCUGAUCGUGAUUUAUAUUUAUUCAGAGGAAUAACAGAGGGUGGAUCUGUUCCCGGCGCGAGCAUGCUCACAACCAGCCGACUCUCCCAUUAUCCAACUGCCUAGUUUGGUGCUUCAAUGUACAUGUGUAUUUCGUGUGCCUAUGUGUGUAUACAAACACGCAUGCAUGCCUGCAUGGACAUAUGUGUGCACAGGUUAUUUUUUAAGGACAAUUCUUUCAAUACGGUCUUUACCCCUUACUUGAAACAGGUGUUCAGGAAAAAAAUGCACAAAAUCCUGACUGACCGGAAUAAUUCCUGAAGAAGGGGACUGGAUCCGUGGGUCAGAGAACACAGGACCAGUUUGCCAUCCCAAGGCCGAAGGCCUCCCUCCAACACAGCCCUCCCAGCUCUUAAAAGCCUCUGAUAUGUCUCGACCAUGAGACCACGGCCAGCUCUCGGCAGGAUUCGAGGCACAGACCUGGCAGCCUCAAACUAGUUCAUGGAGGAGCCUCAAGAGACACGGGCCAGGUGAGCUCUCCCUUCCAGAGGGAAGAGCAGAGCAUGAGAGGAGGCAGCUGCCGCAGGAGUGGACAUGAACACUGGUUUUCAAAGAGAACAGCGUUUUAGUUUUGGUCAUCGAAAGUGGUGCCUUCAACACAGAAGAUCGUGAAUUCCCCUCCGCAGCCGUUCAUCUCCAACACGGGAUUAAAGGGGACAAGAGGCAGGACAGAGCUGCCUGUGGCGUCCAGCGUGGCUUCUCUCGUGUGGGGACCAGGGAUGCCUGGGCCGUGCACACAGCCGAUUCCAGCCGUCAGCGGUUUGCAUAGCACACAGGGGACUUGUAGGGGGCCACUCGCCACUGCCAACUGAAACAAUACGAUGGCGACAUUGACAUCCUUCACGACGUUCCCACGACAGACAUUCAGGCAGAAAGUGCUGGCGCAUUUUCUGUCUGCAAAGUAGAGGGCCAUGCCUCACUCAUGUGAAUAGUCCAGGCCCUGAUGACCUGCUCUGAGUCCACUUACAGGCAGUGACACUUGCAAAAAACUCCCCAAACCAUCCUGGGUUUGGCUUCCAUAGCUCUGGACCCAUGCGGCCAAAGCCAGACACCUCCUUGGGACACUUGGAUUAUUCGUAAAUGCAGCCUGCCCUGACUCUCCCUGAAUAGCAUCUGAAGCCCCGUGAAGGUCAUGGAUCCGGAACAAAGUGUCAAGGGCACCAAGAAGGCGGAGGGAAGUCCCCGGAAGCGGCUGACCAAAGGAGAGGCCAUUCAGACCAGUGUUCCAUCCAGCGCCCCGUACCCUGGCAGCAGCACAGCUGCCACCCAAGGGGGCCCCCUCCCAGAGCUCCUAGCCCCGCAGCCCUUCCCAGGCCCCUCGUCAGUUCUUAGGGAAGGCUCUCAGGAGAAAACGGGCCAGCCACAGAAGCCCCCCAAGAGGUCCUCCAUCGAAGCCUCUGUCCACAUCUCACAGCUUCCGCAGCACCCUCUGACACCAGCAUUCAUGUCACCUGGCAAACCCGAGCAUCUCCUGGAGGGGUCCACGUGGCAGCUGGUCGACCCCAUGAGACCUGGGCCCUCAGGCUCCUUCGUGACCCCUGGGCUCCAUCCUCAGAGCCAGCUCCUCCCUUCCCACGCUUCCAUCAUUCCCACCGAGGACCUGCCUGGCAUCCCCAAAGUCUUCGUGCCCCGUCCCUCCCAGGUCUCCUUGAAGCCCACAGAAGAGGCACCCAAGAAGGAGAGGAAACCACAGAAGCCGGGCAAGUACAUAUGCCAGUACUGCAGCCGCCCCUGUGCCAAGCCCAGCGUGCUCCAGAAACACAUCCGCUCACACACAGGCGAGAGGCCCUACCCCUGUGGCCCCUGCGGCUUCUCCUUCAAGACCAAGAGUAACCUCUACAAGCACAGGAAGUCCCACGCCCACCGCAUCAAAGCUGGCCUGGCCUCGGGGAUGGGCGGUGAGAUGUACCCCCCAGGGCUGGAGAUGGAGAGGAUCCCUGGGGAAGAGUUUGAGGAGCCCACCGAGGGAGAAAGUACCGAUUCGGAAGAGGAAACGGGCACCACAUCCACUCACCCCGCAGAGCUCUCCCCAAGGCCUAAGCACCCGCUCCUGUCCAGCAGUUUGUACAGCUCUGGGAGCCAGGGUUCCAGCCACGAGCGCUGUUCCUUGUCCCAGUCCAGCUCAGCCCCGUCACUCGAGGACCACACCCACACCAUAAAGCAGAAGCUGGCCCUCCGAUUGAGUGAGAGGAAAAAGGUGAUCGACGAGCAGGCGUUCUUGAGCCCGGGCAGCAAAGGGAGCACCGAAUCUGGGUACUUCUCACGCUCCGAGAGCGCCGAGCAGCAGGUCAGCCCCCCAAACACCAACGCCAGGUCCUAUGCGGAGAUCAUCUUUGGCAAGUGCGGGCGGAUCGGGCAGCGGCCCGCCGUGCUGACUGCCACUUCCACCCAGCCCCUCCUGCCCCUGUCCACCGAAGACAAGCCCAGCCUGGUGCCUCUGUCCGUGCCCCGGACACAGGUGAUUGAGCACAUCACCAAGCUCAUCACCAUCAACGAGGCCGUGGUGGACACCAGCGAGAUAGACAGCGUGAAGCCCAGGAGGAGCUCACUGUCACGGCGCAGCAGCAUGGAGUCACCCAAAUCCAGCCUCUACCGAGAGCCCCUGUCAUCAUCCCACAGCGAGAAAACGAAGCCCGAACAAUCACUGCUGAGCCUCCAGCACCCGCCCAGCACCACUCCCCCUGUGCCUCUGCUGAGAAGCCACUCAAUGCCUUCUGCCACCUGCACCCUCAGUACCCCCCACCACACCUUCCGAGGCAGCUACUCCUUCGACGACCACGUCGCCGACUCGGAAGCCCUGAGCCGCAGCAGUCAACUGUUUACCUCCCACCCCCGGAUGCUCAAGCGCCAGCCGGCCAUCGAACUACCUUUGGGCGGGGAGUACAGUUCCGAGGAGGCAGGGCCGAGCAGCAAAGACGCAGCCUCCAAACCCACGGAUGAACCGGAACCCAGGGAAAGCGACCUCACCAAAAAGACCAAGAAGGGUUUGAAAACGAAAGGGGUGAUCUAUGAAUGUAACAUAUGUGGUGCUCGGUACAAGAAAAGGGACAACUACGAAGCCCAUAAAAAAUACUACUGCUCAGAGCUUCAGAUGGCAAAGCCCAUCUCUGCAGGUGCUCACACGUCUCCGGAAGCCGAAAGGAGCCAGGCCGAGCAUGAGCCCUGGUCCCAGAUGAUGCAUUACAAACUGGGGACCACCUUGGAGCUCACUCCACUGAGAAAGAGGAGGAAGGAGAAGAGCCUCGGGGACGAGGAGGAGCCGCCUGCCCUUGAGUCCACAAAGAGUCAGUUUGGCAGCCCCGGGCCAUCCGAGGCUGCUCGGAAUCUUCCCUUGGAAUCCACCAAGUCACCAGCAGAACCGAGCAAGUCGGUGCCCUCCCUGGAGGGAUCUGCGGGCUUCCAGCCAAGGACUCCCAAGCCAGGGUCCGGCUCAGAAUCAGGGAAGGAGAGGAGAACCACAUCCAAAGAAAUUUCUGUCAUCCAGCACACCAGCUCCUUUGAGAAGUCCGACUCUCUGGAGCAGCCCAGCGGCUUGGAAGGGGAAGACAAGUCUGCGGCCCCGUUCUCAUCCCCCCCGCCUGCCCCUCACGGACGCUCGGCUCACUCCCUGCAGCCCAGGUUGGUCCGCCAGCCCAACAUUCAAGUUCCUGAGAUCCUGGUGACGGAGGAGCCUGACCGGCCAGACACAGAGCCGGAGCCACCCCCUAAGGAACCCGAGAAGACGGAGGAGUUCCAGUGGCCCCAGCGUAGCCAGACACUUGCUCAGCUCCCAGCCGAGAAGCUGCCACCCAAGAAGAAGAGACUGCGCCUGGCAGAGAUGGCCCAGUCGUCUGGGGAAUCCAGCUUCGAGUCCUCCGUGCCUCUGUCUCGCAGCCCGAGCCAGGAGAGCAGUGUGUCUCUGAGCGGGUCCAGCCGCUCAGCCUCCUUCGAGAGGGAUGACCACGGAAAAGCCGAGGCCGCUGGGCCCUCGUCUGACACACGCUCCAAACCCUUGGGUACCCACAUGCUGACUGUCCCCAGCCACCACCCGCAUGCCCGCGAGAUGCGGAGGUCAGCCUCAGAGCAGAGCCCCAACGUUUCCCACGCCACCCACAUGACCGAGACACGCAGCAAAUCCUUCGACUAUGGCAGCUUGUCCUUGACAGGCCCCCCUGCACCAGCCCCAGCCGCCUCAGCCGCCCCAGCCGCCCCAGCCGCCCCACCAGAGAGAAGAAAAUGCUUUUUGGUGAGACAGGCCUCCCUGAGCAGGCCUCCUGAAACUGAGCCGGAGGCUGCCCCCAAGGGAAGACAGGAGAGUGAGGAACCAAAGCCCUCAUCCAGUAAAUCUUCGGCCAAAAGCGCAUUGCCCCCAAUGUCCUCGGCAGCCACCUCUCACAGCGGGCACCCAGGAGGCAAGAGCCAGGUGCCGGACAGACCCACCCUGGAGGCCACUCCGCCCUACACAGAAGCACUGCAGGUGUUCCCCCAUCCCGUCGCUCAGCAUCCCCUGCAUGAGAAACCGUACCUGCCCCCGCCUGUCUCCCUUUUCUCCUUCCAGCACCUCUUGCAGCCUGAGCCAGGACAGUCUUCAGAAUUCUUUUCCACCCAGGCCAUGUCCAGCCUGCUCUCCGCACCAUACUCCAUGCCCCCGCUUCCUCCCUCCUUAUUUCAAGCACCCCCACUUCCUCUCCAACCUACUGUUCUGCACCCAGGCCAGCUCCACCUCCCCCAGCUCAUGCCUCACCCAGCCAGCGUCCCCUUCCGGCAGCCCCCUUCGUUUCUCCCCAUGCCAUACCCUGCAUCCUCGGCACUCUCUCCUGGGUUUUUCCUGCCUCUGCAAUCCCAGUUCGCCCUCCAGCUCCCUGGCAAUGUGGAAGGCCAUGUGCCCCAGAUCAAAACCAGCCUGGCCCCGCUGGCAACAGGAACCCCUGGCCUCCCGCCCAGCACAGAGUACAGCAGUGACAUCCAGCUGCCCCCCGUGGCUCCCCCAGCCAGCUGCUCAGCACCCACGUCAGCCGCUCCGCUGGCCCUGCCUGCCUGUCCAGACACCAUGGUGUCUCUGGUUGUGCCCGUCCGCAUCCAGACCAACAUGCCGUCCUUCGGGAGCGCCAUGUACACCACUCUCUCCCAGAUCCUGGUCACCCAGUCCCAGGGCAGCUCAGCAACUGUGGCUCUUCCUAAGUUUGAGGAGCCCUCAUGCAAAGGGACGUCUGUAUGCGGAGCAGAUGUGUACGAGGUCGGGCCCAGACCAGCCGGGGUAAGUGAAGAGCAGGGCAGAGGUUUCCCGACUCCAUACCUGAGAGUGCCGGUGACAUUACCUGAAAGAAAAGGCACUUCCCUGUCAUCAGAGAGUGUCUUGAGCCUGGAGGGGAGCUCAUCAACUGUGGGGGGAAGCAAACGCGUCCUUUCACCAGCUGGCAGCCUUGAACUUACCAUGGAAACCCAGCAGCAAAAAAGAGUGAAGGAAGAGGAGGCUUCCAAGGCAGAUGAAAAACUUGAGCUGGUAAAACCGUGCAGCGUGGUGCUUACCACCUCCGAGGAUGGCAAGAGACCAGAGAAGUCCCACUUGGGCAGCCAGGGCCAGGGCAGGAGGGAGCUAGAAACACUGUCCAGCCUGUCCUCGGAUCCAUCUGACCCAAAGGAAAUGUCUCCCCUUCCCCACCCCUCAUCGCCCCAUGUGACAGCCCCAGGCCCAGAGGCUUUGAAGGAAUAUGCCCAGCCAUCUGGUAAACCUCACCGAAGAGGGUUGCUCCCACUGAGUGUGAAGAAAGAAGAUUCCAAGGAACAAGCUGACCUCCCUCCACUGGCACCUCCCAGCUCGCUGCCUCUGUCAGAAACGCCCCCCAGACCAGCCAAGUCACAAGAAGGUACGGACUCAAAGAAGGUACUGCAGUUCCCCAGCCUCCACACGACCACUAAUGUCAGUUGGUGCUAUUUAAACUACAUUAAGCCAAAUCACAUCCAGCAUGCAGAUAGGAGGUCCUCUGUUUACGCUGGUUGGUGCAUAAGUUUGUACAACCCCAACCUUCCGGGAGUUUCCACUAAAGCUGCUUUGUCCCUCCUGAGGUCUAAGCAGAAGGUGAGCAAAGAGACAUACACCAUGGCCACAGCUCCGCAUCCUGAGACAGGAAGGCUUGUGCCAUCCAGCUCCCGCAAGCCCCGCAUGACAGAGGUUCACCUCCCUUCGCUGGUUUCCCCGGAAGCCCAGAAAGAGAUAGCUAGAGUGGAGAAGGAAGAGGAGAAGCGAGGGAAGCCGGAGGAGGACGCUCCUGCCUCCAAGAGAGGGGAGCCGGCCAGGAUCAAAAUCUUCGAAGGAGGGUACAAAUCAAACGAAGAGUAUGUAUAUGUGCGAGGCCGCGGCCGAGGGAAAUAUGUUUGUGAGGAGUGUGGAAUUCGCUGCAAGAAGCCCAGCAUGCUGAAGAAACACAUCCGCACCCAUACUGACGUCCGGCCCUAUGUGUGCAAGCACUGUCACUUUGCUUUUAAAACCAAAGGGAAUCUGACUAAGCAUAUGAAGUCGAAGGCCCACAGCAAAAAGUGCCAAGAGACGGGGGUGCUGGAGGAGCUGGAAGCCGAAGAAGGAACCAGUGAUGACCCAUUCCAGGACUCGGAAGGGCGAGAGGGCACAGAGGCCGUGGCAGAGCACCAGUUUUCAGACCUGGAGGACUCGGACUCGGACUCAGACCUGGACGAAGAUGAGGAUGAGGACGAGGAGGAGAGCCAGGACGAGCCAUCAGGCCCGUCCUCGGAGGCACCCCCACCUGGCCAGCCAGCCUCGCUGCCGGCAGACUCCUCACCUGUUCGGGGCCCUCAGCCCCCAGAUGCCACCUCUGACAACCAAGCUACGUGGGGCAGCUCGGUCCCAGAAGCCGAGCGCUUGGCAGCUGGCAGCAGCUCCAUGUCCAGCCAAAGCAUCCUGUGCCUCCCCCAGCUGGGACCAUUGGGCUCCGUGGAGAAGGACACAGGCUCGGCCCUGAGCUCCAAGGCCGUAUCCCCGAGAAGGCCAUGGUCCCCGAGCAAAGAAGCAGGCAGCCGCCCACCACUCGCCCCAAAACUCUCACUAACCAAAAGUGACUCGUGGCUGGCCCCGCGGGCCCUCUACCCGCCUGCGCCUCUACCUCACAAGCUUCUCGGCAGAAGCCCAGCGGAGACCUGCGCCUCCACGUGGCAGAAGGCCGAGUCGCCAAGUCCCUCCUGUUCACCUGGCCCUGCUCGUCCUCUCUUCUCCCGACCCUUCUCCGCCUCCCACGAAUUCCACAGCCACAGCCCGGCCCGGACAGAGGAAAACAUCUUCAGCCACCUGCCUCUGCACUCCCAGCACUUGACCCGCGCCCCGUGCCCCCUGAUUCCCAUUGGCGGGAUCCAGAUGGUGCAGGCCCGGCCCGGGGCCCACUCCACCCUGCUGCCGGGGCCCCGCGCCACCUGGGUCAGCGGCUUCUCGGGGGGUGGCAGCGACCUGACAGGGGCCCGGGAGGCCCAGGAGCGAGGUCGCUGGAGUCCCACCGAGAGCUCUUCGGCCUCCGUGUCCCCUGUGGCUAAGGUCUCCAAAUUCACACUCUCCUCGGAGCUGGAGGCCGGGGACUACCCCAAGGAGAGGGGGAGGACGAGCGGGGGCCUGGGCCGACCUCCCGACGGGGAGCCCCAUGUGGCCAAGGUGCCCGCAGAGCCCACCCCCAGCCCCCGCACCCCGCACGAGGCCUCACCCUGGCCACCCCAGGGCCGCAAGGCAGAGGCCCGGAACCCCCGCCUGGAGUCACCGCGCGCGCCAGCCCACCCCACCCCUGCCACCCCGCCGCUGGACCGCAGCAGUUCCGUGGGCUGCCUGGCCGAGGCCUCUGCUCGCUUCCCAGCCCGGAGGAGGAACCUCUCUGGGGAACCCAGGACCAGCCAGGGCUCCCCCGAGCCCUCAGGAAGUGAGGGGCCCAGGGCACCUCCACACCAGCCCGAGGACCAGGGCCCCCGGAGCACUUAGCCUCCCUCCGACCGCUUCAGCAUCUGGAUUCCGGUAUUUGGCAACAGACGUUUCCAGCCGACUUCCUCGAAUCAUCAUGCCGCCACGGGCUCCCCUUCCCAUCUGUUGAUCUGUCCAAGCAGCUUCUGCUCGCCCCCAUCCGUCUUAUCUUCCCAUCACGUAUGCAGUUACCUGUGCCUUUUUCUAUAACCUUUUGUUGCUUGAAAAGAAACAAACACACACACACACAAACAUAAAAAAAAAAAAACCACGAGGAGUCUGAGGCUGUGAAUAUUUAGGUGGGGCCUCACCCUGGGCCACUGUGGUCAGCAGCCACCCCCCUAUGGCUGGCAAGAGGCGGUCAUUUGCUGAGAAAAAGGGGUUGCACUGAGGAAGAGAAGGAAAAAAAAGAGAGAAACUUUUAAAAAUAUAUAAUUAAAUGUAAAAGCAAGCACUUCUAUGUACAGAUGUUUAUGGUUCUUAUUUAUUGCUGCUUUAUCCCGCCCCAGGUAGUGGCCACCCCUGGCUGCCAGCAGAUGGACAAGCCAGGAGACUCCACGGGCAGGCCCAGAAAACUCCAACUUUCUUUUUUCCCAAGAGAAAGACAAUGUUACUUUUCCUAGGAUUUCAACACAAAAUAUAUGGAGCGGGUAGAAGGUAGGAGCAGGUUUGUUCUCCAGGGCUCCCAGCCCCCCUGGGUGUCUGAGUCAAGAUCCCAUCCUGACAGCUGACGGGUAGACAAAUCCUCCUGCCCCUCCCCCACCCCAGCACCUCUGCUCUGCACCCCCACCCCAACCUCUGGGCUGGGAAAGGAGCCUUGACCAUCUGUCUCCUGGUUCCUGAGCACCUGACCUCGGCCUUGCUCUCAGGGCCCCGGCCACUGGCUACCUUCCUUGUUCUAGAAACUACCCACAAGGCUGAAGUGACAGGACCCAACCCCUGGGGGUCAAGAUCCAAGGUGCACUGCCUUGCCGUUCCUGAGGCCAGGCUAGGGCUUCGUCUCACGUCUGGUCCCUGGGGUGCAAAGGGCCCGUUUCCUCCGUGGCUGGGCUUUUCCAGUGCUCAGCACUGGAAGUUUGCAAGGACCCAUUUCUGGACCUCUUUGCAGCAGGACUGGUCCUCCUGUCCCCACUCCACACACUGUCAGGCCUCCAAUAUCUCCAGGAAGUACCCAAAUCCAGGACUGGUGAGAACUGCCCAGCCUCCUCUUGGUUGGCAUAAAUCUCCUUUUAAAAAUAAAAUUAUAUAUCUAUCUCCACAAAGAUCGUGGUGUUUGAUACUUCCCCUGGCCUCCUGUUGUCUGAGGUCAUUUGAGUUCUUCUCCAAAGCAAUCAGCAAUAGCUAGUGACUCCUUCUUCAUCCCUGUCUUCUCCUUCAAGAAGCUGCCCUGUAUUUCCUGGGACAAAAACCUGCUUUGUAAAAUUUUUAAACAUGUAAAGAUAACGUGAUUAUAAGUUAAAAUUCCAAAUUGAAAUGUGGAACUUGAACUCUAGCAUGCUGACCCGAUCCUGGGAUUGGUGAGUUUUCCCCCAACCUCCAGAAAUUAUUUUCUUUAGUUCCCCGCUGGGAGGAGAAGGCACAGAGGCCAUGGUCACGGCCCAGCCAGGCUAGGUGCUAAUGCCACAGAGCAGGGACCUCCUUGGGCGGUCCCCAUUCCUCAGCCAGGCUGUAUGAGUCCUGUGGCCAUAGGAGGCUCCUGGGUUGAACUUGUUUAGGCAGGACACCGUGAGGUGCAGAGAGCUGAGGCACUUCCGUGAGCUCAGGCAUAAUUCCAUCUUCUGCCAGUUUAGGGCCUUUCCCUGCUUGACUUCUGCUGUGAGGACAAAUCAGCCACAGGUCCAGCCUUCAGACCACCUACUUCAUUUCCCUUUGACCUCUCUCAGCACUAAGACAAAAAGGGGACAAUAGGGAAGGGCCUCCCUGGAGAUCUGCUGGGCUCCAGGGUGCGGGGGGAUGGGGAGCAGUUCCCAGCUGCCUGCCCCAGAGUCUGGGACUCUUGCCUCCCCCUCCCCCUCGCCGCCUAGAAGAAGACCAGCAAGCCCAGCCUUGGCCACACUGGCACUGGUUUGGCCUGGCAGGAGGUGGGAAGGAGUCCAGCCCCAGUUACAGCUUAGGCCAGAGGUCGGGGCUUUCCUCACCCUCACCUUUCAACCCUACCCCCGGGGGCUGCCCAAGGACUGGAGACUUCAAGGGCUGAGGCCUGGGAGCUGGCUAAAGGGCAUUGCUUCAGCCCAGGUUUGAAAUCUUCCUGGGCAAGAUCUUCCAGCUCCAGACCUACAAAGCAGCAGACUGGGGGCUCUGCUGGACUAGACCCUGACCUUGGGUGUGGCCACGCCCCUCCACCCAGCCCUGCACCCCAGCUCUCCUGGGUAUCACUCCCCCUCCGCACUCCCCGUACUGAGACAGCCCAGCCAGCAAGGUUUCCUUCCUGGAGGCCUAGUCAUGGACGGUGUGGCCAGCAGGGGAGAGCCCUCAGGGCCACCCGGGCUCACAGGCACAGGCAGAGGGGAUGGACGCCAGGAGUUACUGGAGAACAGUCUCUCAAUGACAGUGACACAGUGUGCAAGCAAGCUGGCCUGCACAGGUGCCCAGGGAAAUAGCAUCAGUGCCGCCAGCCUGGGCGGUAGGUCACUGGGCCUGGCUCUAAUCCCCUCUGCCAGACUCCACUCCCGCUUCCCCAAGCACAGAGCCCCCCAGCCCACGUGCACACCUUCACAAAGUGGAAAAAGACUCUCACUCCACGCCCACCCCAGGCCCCCUGCCCUGUUCCCAACCACCUGUGCAUUUCCAGCUUGCCUGUGUCACUGUUGUCCCUGUGAAGCAGUGAAGCAGUAGAGAAGGCAGUGCUGAUUUGCUGGCAUGGACACCUAUCGUGUGCUCUGUUGCAAUGUGUGGGAUUGGCCAUUCCUUGGUACAAGCCCGCUCUGGUCCUUGGAUGUUGGUGGGGAUGGGGGUUGGUGACCAACUAAACCAGCCCUGGCCCUCUGUUGGGGAUUCCAAGACACUUGGCUCCCAGGCCCACCCUCCACGAUGUCCUUCACCCUCGGCAAGCUCAGGGUCAUUCUGGGUACUAACCCUGUUCCUCUCCGAGGCACCCUGUACCAAGCCCACUCCCCCUGCCCCUCACCCAUGGCCCUGUCCCCUGAGACCCUUCCAGGAGGCUGACAGCAGCGAACUGCCCACUCUCCCACCUCCAUCCCUUCCAACUUCCAGAUCCAGCAGUCCCUCCACCUCCCUCCAUGGGAAAAAGUCUGAAAGAAUUCAUUUCCAGAACCCUCUAGCACCUGCUCCAUCCUCACUGGGCCCUUUUGAAUGGGAACAAGCAAUAUAGCUGAGCUGAACUGCUCUCUAGUUCCUUCUCUAGACAAAUCUUUUUAAAGCAAAAGUCCUGCCUGGGCAGCCAUCCUUGGAGACAGAUCUGCAGCACUGACCAAGGGGAGAAAAUUCCCAAAGACCCGUUCCACCAAUUCUGCUUCUGUGUUGUGAAUCCAGUCCGCUUUCCAUCGGAAAAGCGCUUCGGCACUUACGAUCACUUUACUAAACCUAGUGUUAAAAAAAGGAAGAGGAAUGAAACAGGAAAAAAGAAUGUGUAGGCAAAUGUAAGAUACACACUCUCUGUAAGAUAAAUAUUUGCCUUUUUUUUCUAAAAGGUGUAUGUAUUCUGUAUGUGAAAUUGUCUGUAGAAAGUUUCUAUGUUCUUAAAUGGCAAUACAUUCCAAAAACCGUACUGUAGAUAUAUGUACAGCAACCACACUGGGAUGGGGUAGUUUUGCCUGUCAUUUUAUUUAAACUCCAGUUUCUACACUUGCAUCCUGCAAUGUCAGUAUGGUAUCUAUCAGUGCAAAAGGGGAAAAAAAAUCAACAAAAAAUCUUGCAGGUCUAAAGCACAGAGUCUGAUGUACAAAAGGAAAAAAAUGCUCAGUAUUGAUGUGUGUGACCUUUGUUGUAAAUUACAUCUGUACUGUGAAUGAGAAGUUUUUACAAGUAUAAUAAUUGCCUUUAUUACAGCUCUGGCUGAGUGUUCAGCCUGAGGAUAUUUUUUAAAAAAAACAGCAUGUUGGAAUAAAUUUGAAAAUCCCAACAUAA